This is a messenger RNA of Naegleria gruberi, 906 nucleotides long. RefSeq lists its product as uncharacterized. Lineage: Eukaryota; Heterolobosea; Eutetramitea; Acrasida; Naegleriidae. Gene Ontology annotation, biological process: intracellular potassium ion homeostasis; proton transmembrane transport; potassium ion import across plasma membrane. The coding region runs from base 1 to 906 and encodes 301 amino acids. The transcript has a single exon. The record is from RefSeq and is a predicted model, not a curated record. Gene Ontology annotation, molecular function: P-type sodium:potassium-exchanging transporter activity.
AUGCAAGCUAAACAACAAUUGUAUUAUUUUGUAGAUAUUCAGGAACAUAAUUAUGAUUUAAAAGUUUUAGCAAGUACAUACUUUCCUCACAGCAAUAUUAACGUGAGGAAUAUUCAUCAGAGUUAUGGAGUCAAGAAACGACAAGUUGAAAUGUUAAAACAAUAUGGAGGAAACAAUUAUAUAGAACCUCCUGUGGAAUCGUCGUUUCUCUGCUUUAAGAACAAGCUUAAUCCGAGGGAUAAGUUUUUAAAAACCUUCCUCGAUGCCCUCCCUCAGGAACAUCCAGUUAUUAGAGAUGGAAAGUUGGAAAUCAUUCCCACAAGGGACAUUGUCUAUGGUGAUAUUAUCAUGUUGGAGGAAGGAAACAUAUGCCCAGCCGAUUGCCGAUUUUUGUGGAUUGAUAAGGAGAAGGAGCUCCUUGUUGACAUUACUUCAAUUAAGGGAAAGCAGUUUCCUCCUGUACAUGCCUCUCUCUUUGCAACUGAUUCUCUCCCAUUGAAAACUCAAAAUUUAAUCUUCUCAGGAUGUAAAGUAUUACAAGGAAAGGCAAUUGCCUUGGUGAUUGCAGUUGGAUCUAGGUGUGUACAGGUGAGAUUAAUUGAUUACUUGUUGAAAGAGGCUGCUAUGGCGGAAGGGAAAACAAUUCCAGAGGAACCAAAUGAAAACACAGCAGUUCCACUCAGUACAAGGGCUAGGUCACACAGUAUGCAAUAUACAGCUGGUGGUCGGUCGAGUACAGAUAGUAAGAGCAGUAAGGGUGACAGUUUGACAGAGAAAAAGCCACGACAAAUUAAUAGAGCUGCAUCACUAUUCAAAGCUAAACAAAGCUCACCUGUUAAAACAUAUAAUCGAAAGUACUCUCUCACUAAGUCUUCUCCGUCCUCUUCACCACCAACGUUUGUGUAA